CAUUCACAGAAACGCUGGCUCGCUCGCUAGCCCUUUCAUUCACACAAACAGCAUUUCAUUCAUAUUUUGCUGUUUUUGUCUGCUUCUAAUGAAGAUCACGAUUGGGGAAUGAUAGGGCAUUUUUGCUUUAGAUGUGGGGGGACUUCGAUAACCAUCACAAUCAUCUCUGGGGUGUGCGUGUGCUGUUGCUAUGCAAGCCAGGGGAAGGAAAAAAAUGAGUGCCAGGCGGUUGCUCGGCUAGGCCUGCGGCCCUGGGAGGGGAGCCGCUGCUCCUCUGCGCUUCUGCUUUCCAGCAGCUGGCUUCACCUGGCCCUCCCUGAGUGGUACCCGUUACACCCUGUUCCAUAAAGCUCUUCCAGGCUUGGUACCUCAAGUGUCACAUGUCUAGUCGUGGGUGUGAGAAGACUCAGGGUGACCUGAUAACGUGCUAGAGGGUUGCAAGCAGCAACUAAAGGGAUAUUGAAAUGUAUUUGUAGCGUUUCUUGGGCAUUUUUCCAGAGCUUGAGCACAUUCAGUUGGAAUAAAGCUUCAAGCGCAGCCCCCUUUUUGGAAUAGAUUUCUGGAGUUUCAUGCCAUUUAUCAAAGAAGCACUCUUCUUUUUCGGAAGUAGGUUUUCAACUUAGCCCUGGCUGAGAGACUGCUGCAAAUUAGCAGGGAAGAGACCCUAACUGGCUCUGUGCAGAAGUUCAUAUGCAGAUUUUUUUUUUUUUUUUUUUUUUUUUGAGGAACUGCAUUGCCACAAAGACACUUGUCAUGGCCGCUCUGUCGAUUUGAAAAGAAAAAAGAAAAACCUGGAAAUUGGAAGUGAUUUGCAGUGCUCACCGAGCCUUUGUUGAGAAGGGUCUCCUCUCGGAGUGAGUCAUGCUUUUGCUGUGAGCAGCCCCAAGCAGCUGGGCGCUCAUCAGAGGAAACUAUGACUUUUGCAAAGCAAACGUGCCGCCCUCAGCAGCCAAGUCCGGGGCCGGGGCUGCGCGUCCGCGGCGGUGCGGGGUGUUAGCGGUGGGAGGCCGGCGCCGCUGCUCGCGCCCCCCAACCAGCUGUCCCGGCCGCUCCGUCCCGCCCCGGGGACCGCGGCUCGCCUGCUAUGCGCGGCAGCCCGCGCCGGGGCCGGCACCUGCAGCGCCCGGGCGGAUGCGGCGAGCCCACGGAGGGGCAUGCUUCCACGCACCAAGUACAACCGCUUCAGGAAUGACUCGGUGACAUCGGUGGAUGACCUUCUGCACAACCUGUCGGUGAGCGGCGGGGGCAAGGUCUCGGCGGCGCGCGCAGCCCCGGCGGCGGCCCCCUACCUGGUGUCCGGAGACGCGCUGCGCAGGGCGCCCGACGAUGGGCCAGGCAGCUUGGGCCACCUGCUCCACAAGGUGUCCCACCUGAAACUCUCCAGUUCGGGCCUCCGCGGCCUGUCGGCGGCCAGGGAGCGGGCGGGCGCGCGGCUCUCGGGCAGCUGCAGCGCUCCCAGCCUGGCCGCCCCGGACGGCAGCGCGCCCCCCGGCCCCCGCGCCCCGGCCAUGCGCGCCGCCAGAAAGGGCCGACCCGGCGACGAGCCGCCGCCCCGCGCCCCGCACGCCAACGACCAGGUGCUGGGGGCUGGAGUCACCUACGUCGUCAAGUACUUGGGGUGCAUUGAAGUUCUACGCUCCAUGAGGUCACUUGACUUCAGUACAAGAACACAGAUUACCAGGGAAGCCAUCAGCCGGGUUUGCGAAGCCGUCCCUGGCGCCAAGGGAGCCUUCAGGAAGAGAAAGCCUCCCAGCAAAGUGCUGUCCAGCAUCCUGGGCAAGAGCAACCUCCAGUUUGCGGGGAUGAGCAUCUCCCUGACCAUUUCCACCGCCAGCCUGAACCUGCGGACGCCGGACUCGAAACAGAUUAUAGCGAAUCAUCACAUGCAGUCCAUUUCUUUCGCCUCCGGGGGAGACCCGGACACCACAGACUACGUUGCAUAUGUAGCUAAGGACCCCGUUAAUCGCAGAGCUUGUCACAUUCUGGAGUGUUGUGACGGGCUGGCCCAGGACGUCAUUGGCUCCAUUGGACAAGCCUUCGAGCUCCGGUUUAAGCAGUAUCUGCAGUGUCCUUCCAAGAUCCCCGCUCUCCAUGACCGAAUGCAGAGUCUAGAUGAGCCAUGGACUGAAGAGGAGGGCGAUGGCUCAGACCACCCGUACUACAACAGCGUUCCAAGCAAGACACCUCCUCCAGGGGGAUUUGUUGAUGCUCGACUGAAAGCCAGAUCCCAUGGCCCUGACACAGCGCAGUUUGCAGGAAAAGAGCAAACUUACUACCAGGGGAGACACUUGGGAGACCCGUUUGGCGAAGACUGGCAGCAGACACCUGUCAGGCAAGGCGAGAGGCAAGGGUCCUUGGAUGUCUAUAGCGUGCCCGAAGGGAAAUCGCAUGUGACCCCAGUAGGAGAAGCCCCCACCUAUGUCAACACCCAGCGCAUCCCGCUGCAGCCCGGGCCGGCUGCAGGCAGCAGUGCAGAGAGCAGCCCAAGGAAAGACCUCUUUGACAUGAAACCUUUUGAAGAUGCUCUCAAGAACCAGUCUUUGGGGCCUGUGUUGAGCAAGGCAGCCUCUGUGGAAUGCAUCAGCCCCGUCUCCCCCAGAGCCCCCGAUGCAAAGAUGCUGGAAGAGCUAAAAGCAGAGCCUUGGUACCAAGGGGAGAUGAGCAGGAAGGAGGCGGAGGGGCUGCUGAAGAGAGAUGGAGAUUUCCUGGUCAGGAAGAGCACCACCAACCCGGGCUCCUUCGUUCUCACCGGCAUGCACAACGGCCAGGCCAAGCAUCUGCUGCUCGUGGACCCAGAAGGCACGGAAGAUGAAAGCAAUGGACAUACAAGUCUAAGUGUGACUCCUGGAAUUACAGUCCCAGGGACUGAUGUGGAACCAGAACUAUGGCCAUUGGGUUUAGGAAGGACCUGGACCACACCUUAUAAAAGGCCAGAUCCGGACAAAGGACAGGAUCUUCGACAGUAUCAGCCACCUCAUCCACCACCACCUGGAGAACAGCCUGCCCAUCGUCUCUGCUGGCAGCGAGCUCUGCCUCCAGCAGCCAGUGGAGAGGAACCCGUGACCUGCCAGCUGCCCUGUCCUGAUGUGCCUCUGUGGUCAGGAAGACUCAGCUCUUCCUGCUAGAUGGUAUUGGGCCGUGGGAACCCGGGCGGCUGCCCACUGGUUCAGAGCUUUGUUCAAAAGCCUCGGGAGGAAGGCCUCCAUAAAAUGCAAGUUUCAUAAACUUGUUGCGAAUUCUCAUGUGCAUAUUAAAGGUGUACAUACCUAUACAUCCUGUACAAAUGAUCCCUCUAUAUUUAUAUUUUUUAAGACUAAGAAAGACGUAAGACUAAUGUUCUGUGCUGUAUGUUUUUAAUGAUAAAAGUUUGACUGUAGUUGUCCAGGCAAAAUGUUAAUUCAGCUGACCCAUUCCACUGGGCAAGUUCAAGUCCACGGGGCAGGUGUUACCUACCAAGCACAAUACAAGGGAUAGAAACAGCAGGAGGGCGGGUAAUAAAUAAACACUUGGGAUUGUAAGAGAAGCAGGUGAGAUGCUGCCCACGCUCUGUGUGGGAAGCACUGGGAAGCGCUGCUUGUCGCAGCUGUCCCCCCUCCUUGGUGAUGCCUCCCGGCUGUCUGCAUCCCACACAUGUGCAUGGGUUUCCAGCACCAGAGGUGAAGGCUCCUGCAUUAAAAAGCAGGCACUACUCCAGCCAUUUCGGGUAGUGCCGUGCACAGAAACGCCGUGUCCCGUGACCCUGGCUGUCCAGGGGUUCUUGGGGAUUCACUUUACUGCCAAGGAGAGCUCAAAAUAAGCCUCACUGAUCAAGAUCUUGACUGGUCAAUGCUUCCUUUGUUUUUUUCUGUAAAUGAUAAAACGAGGUUAUGUACAGGAGUCUUUGGGUAGGUGGGGCUUUGUACCUCCUCUUAGCUGACAGGCUGCUGUGGUAGCUGCUCGCAAAGCGCACCCCCGUUUAUAUUCAGUAGAGGGAAAAGCAUGUGUAUGAGCUGUUCCAAAAAAACCUGUGCAAACACGAGUGCUCAGAGUUCACGCCUGGAGACGUUCCAUCCACCGUGGCUGAUUCAGGUUUGCCUGAGGCAGGGGAUCAGGAGUUUGGGGGAUCAGUCUGAGGUCCCGCUUUGGGAGCGAUUGGUGGGUCAAGUACUGCUCCAGGAAGAGGAGGUGUGCCCUGUUGCAGCGCUGUCUCAGCUCCCUCCUUUGGGAUCAAACACUGAUUUCUCACUGGGUUAUUGGGUGUUAGGAAGCUGACGAUGUUUCUAACCUUAAAAAAAAAAAAUGUCUGGCUUGAGAGUACCAUGCGAUUGAACAAGGGCUGUCUUUGAAAAGACAGAAAGAUUCAUUCACUCAUGGGCACCUUCUCACAGGUGCUGCAACGUGGGCACCUGUUGCAGUGAAAUCCCUUGGCAAGCAGCGCCCCCCUCAUCAGUGCAAGAGCAAGGCACACGCUAAGCACGGGAUAGCAGUAAAUUUGAUGCUUCCAGAAUGAGGAGUUAAAGGUAGAUUUAAAAUUUCUGACGAGCAUUAAUUCUGCAAAGUUCCUAUGCUAGGUGUGUGAACCUCGUUCCUACUUUUAGGGGGUGUCUGUGGCCGGGAUGGGAGGAUGAGGUGAUGACUGAGGAUGGGUUGAGGCAGGUCCAGGGCUUUGUAUCAGCCUUGUGUGGAGUUUUGACCUUUUGAAGGUCCGGUGAAUCUCAGUUCACAGUGGCUUCAGAUUCCAGAGUGUUCUACAGUGAACUGAAACUCAGUGGGCAGUGUGGCACUAAUCUAGACCACUCUGCCUCUUCCUAGACUGGUUCUGGUCUCAGGCGCAGAAUGGAUACCUUGCCCCAAGUUACCCAGAAGCUGUGGGGGCUGAGCGGGGGUGCAGGGCAGCAGCUGGCUUAGGCUCCUACCAUGUGACAGUGUUGACUUUGGGGUGGCUAUAAGAAUUGCCCCGCACUCUGUCUCCUGGGGGCUUGCGAUCCUGCAGACAUAAUAAAGGUCAGACCUCUGGGGGGACACAUGAGCCUUCUCUGUGUGCCAGUGUACACGCAUAUAAAAAUGGAUCACGGGUUUCCCGUUGUGGCUCAGCAGGUGAAGUACCAGACCCAUUGUCCUUGAGGAUGUGGGUUCAUUCCCUGGCUUUGCUCAGUGGGUUAAGGAUCCCGUGUCACCAUGAGCUGUGAUGUAGGUCACAGAUUUGUCUCGGAUCUGGUGUUACUGUGGCUGUAGUGUAGGCUGGCAGCUGGAGCUUCGAUUCGACCCUUAGCCUGGGAACUUCUAUAUGUUGCAGGUGCACCUGUAAAAAGAAGAAAACAUGGAUCAUAUGACUUCUUUCAGCAGCCUUGCACAUCCCACAAGGGCAGAGCAAAGCAGGAAGUGAGAGUUAAGAACUGAUAGCCCCUGAACAUUUGAUCUGUUUCUUUCUUCUCUGGGGGGCAUAAGUACUGGUAAUCAGCAGUUUUAGGAGCUCUCUGCUCUGAAGUCAGUGUUUAUCUCAGUUGUGAUAAGCAAUAUAGGGUUUUUUUUUUUUUUUUGCAUGAGAAUCAAUUUAUAACAUUAAAAGGAAUGGGGAUCGAAUUCUGUUUCAAUAUUAAUUCAAAAUAGUAUUUUGAAGCUCCGAUGACAAAGUCGCCUCCCACAGAACAGCACUAGUGGGGUGAACUGGCACUGCUUUGUAGCCCUUGGAGCAGAUUUGAGAACUGAGCAGAUGGCCGUGAUUUCCUAGUCUUUGUUUUCUCCCAUUUGUAAAGCAUGUAAGAGCUCACCUGGGUCAUCCCAUCUCUUCUUCAAGCACCGUGCGCUGGGCAUCUUGGAACCUCACUUAUAGAUGGGGAAACUGAGGCUCAGGUGGUGCCCACCUUGCUCAAGGCCACGCAGGUGGCGGGCAGCAGAGAUGUGCCGCUCACUCAGUGCUUCCUGAGCUCUGCUGCACGGGAGUUCAGGACCCAGAGGCAAACUCCACGCAGACCCAGGCUGCUGUGCACUCCAAGCCUCCGACUCCCAGGGCGAGGUCACUGAGCACCGGGCCAGCAUGAGCCCGCGAGGAUGCCAGGACCUGCUGCUCCUCUCAUGGGCCCUUUGCCACUUUGACCCAGGUCUCUGUGUCUGCUGGGAGAUCAAGGGGGGUCCAGCCGUCCUAAAAUGGCCCUUCUUGCUAAGCGGCCCUUGAGACACCCCUCCCCUCAGUGUCCCUUCCCACCCACACCGUCCUGUGGGAAUUAGCUGCGCUUUCCAAGGACAUUCUUGUCCACUGAGAGCCUGCGGGGCUUCCUGAGGGGUGCUCCUCACUGGUUUCAGUCAGUUUUGAUGCCUGACUACUGAGGAGACCCUGCCUGACAGUUCAGAGUAGAAGCCAGACGUGCAUUCGCAUAACUUCCAUCUAGAUCCUAUGCUUAAGCUACCACUUCCAGGCCUUUUAUAUUUGAGAAGCCGGAGGAUCAGGAGCCUGCCUGGCUUUAACCUGUGUUUCACUUGAGCAACACUUCUGUUUCAGGCCAUCUGGGCUGUUGGGGUCCAUGGACAGAGGCCCAGCUGGGGGUGUCCCGAAGGCAGAGGGUGGCACCAAUCAUUUCCAAUGAGGACAGAAAGUGACAAGCCAUGUGCAAAGGGAAAGGCCUGCUUGAAGGGAAGGCAGGCCUGGGGGAGGGGUAGAUGGAGUUAGCACUUCGUAUGAACCCCAAAAGGGUCCCGUGCUCGGGGACAGCAUCGACUCAUGUCUCCUGGUCCAGCCUGGCAUCUUGAAGAUGCCCCCUUCCUGCAAUGGAGCUCCCCUUUCAGGUGGCAUCAGAUGCUGGGUGGCUCCUUUAUAUAAGCAACACUUUAAACGAAUGUCUGGGUCUUUAUUUCCCUGAAUGGGUCACCUUGUGAAGGCCAGUCCCACGUUUCCUUGGCUGCCAGGCUCCCCGGGGGCAGCUCACCUGGGCUUCCACAUGCACAGAGCCACGUGGUCUCAAGCUAGUUGCCGGGUUUCUCUGAGCCCUGGCUCACCCCCUGCACCGCAGGACUGGGCACUCCCUUCCUGAGAGGGCGUUGGGCGGGGGCGGGUUGUGACUAUGGUUAAGCACCAGGGACAGGAGUUUCCUGGCUGCUUCACUCACAAAAGUGUCUAUGCUCUCUCGUUGGCUGAGCGCAUAGGGGACCAUCCAUAAAUGUCUUUCCGUGAAUGGUGACAGCCUGGUUGGAAAUGAGAAGGAGAUUGUGGAAAGAUUGCAAAGACGUAACUGCAGGACACAGACAAAUCUUGGCCUUGGGUGUCAGAAUAAUACUUUCAGGAGUUCCCUUCAUGGUGCAGUGGAAAUGAAUCCGACUAGGAACCAUGAGAUUGAGGGUUCGAUCCCUGGCCUUGCUCAGUGGGUUAAGGAUCUGGUGUUGCUGUGAGCUGUGGUGUAGGUCAUAGAUGCGGCUCAGAUCUGGCGUUUCUGUGGCUCUGGCGUAGGCUGGCAGCAACAGCUCUGAUUAGACCCCUAGCCUGGGAAGCUCAAUAUGCUGCGGGUUCGGCUCUAAAAAGACAAAAAGACACACACAAAAAUAAUAAUAGUCCUCUCAGGCUCUGCAGUGAAAGUUUAAGUUGGUCCUGAGAAAGAAGCGGAAAAACUACUUUAGGGGCACAUGCUGUAAACCUGGAGCUGACCCUGCUCCCCAGAGGACAGCAGUAAGGGGGCGUCUUGGGAUCCUACAGCUGGAGGGACCCCUUUUUCGAUGAGGAAACUAGAGCCAAUUGACUUGCCUGAGGGUUGCGACUGUCACUGGCUGAAUCCAGGAUAGAGUGCCGGACUUAUUAGGGUCCUUUCGGGCUUGUACAUAAAGCUCAGCCCCUGAUGGGAAAUGGCAGGUAAGACUUCCCUCUUUGAGUUUACAUAUAUGUUCCGUAUUUUUUCCCAAAUGCAUAAAGGUGUGAGUCGUUUACAUGGACAAGGAAAUGUUUCUAUGCCUUUGUUUAGUUUGAGGUCCCUCAGAAGCAGACCCUGAGAGGCACUCUGAGUGCAUCUGGAUCUUCUGGGUAUGACCCAGGGGUGGGGAAGGGAAGGAAGCUGACGAGGAAGGUCUGAUCAGGUAGGUCACCAGGGGAGGCAGGGCUGGACACGCCUCAAGAGCUAACCCACUGGUGCCAGUUGAGAGCUGGACAUUUAUCCACCCAGCCCAGCACUGGUGGAAGGCUGGUUCCAGCCACAGUGUCCCAGAUGGCCCUAUGCAUACCAAGCCAGGAAGUUCUCAGGCAGAGAGACAGACCUUCCUGAGCAGACUUGGGGUGAAAGGCAGGCAUCAGAGCCAUUGGGGGCCCUCCCUAGAGUUCCAGACUCAAGAGGUCUGGAUGGGGCCAGACAAUUUGCAUUUCUAAUACAUUUCAGGUGAUGCUGGUAGGAGCAUCUAGCCCUUGAGAACCAUCAUCAGGUGUGAAUUGUUAGCUCUCACCCAUCUCUCUCCUUGAGGGCUUUCCUUCUCUAACUUAUGAUGAUGUUUUCAUGCCACUUCAUGUCGUAGAUCCUGGGGUCUGUGCUGUGGGUUUAAAAGGGGAGGAUUAAUAAGCAUUUAUAACUCCAUGCAAUCAUUGCUGGCAGAUAAAAUGCCAUCUGCCAGCCACAAUUUAUUUAUAAUGGGGUUUAUACAUAUUUAUAAGUUUGCAAGAAACAAACACACAGUUUUGAAACUGGCACAUUUUAUAGCAGCCAGAAAAAUUGCAACUUUAUACCAGGACUUGUGAAUAUCAACCGCACAUGUAUAUACACACUCACACACACAUAUACCUACUGACUACGAUGGCUGUGCGUCUCUGUAUGUAUAUACGUAUAUACACAUGCAUAUACCUAUGCUGAUUACAACAGCUGCGCAUCUCUGUCCGUGUGUGCACAGGUGGGUUGCCUGGGCGAUUUGCACCCCAGGAUUCCUCCCUGGAUUUUAGUUUUUUAACUAACAAGGAUAACUAGAAAGUUAUUAAUGCUGAGAGUUUGGAGACUGACAUGUCCUGCCAUCCUCAGACACAGGGAGGAGGGUCCUGGAUGCUGCAGGAACAAGACACGAGGGGAGCCACUGUGGGAAGUGACAAAGGGACACAAGGGAACAGAAGCUAGUGGGGGAAGACAGGAAAGGAGAGUUUGGGAAGACAGGGGUGGAAAAAGGAAGAAGAAGCGGGAGUGGGGAUGGGGGCAGCAAGUCUGGACCUACGUCCUGUGUGUAUCCAGCAAUGUAUAAAGAAGCAGGGCAGGUAUGGGGGCGGGGGGCGGAUGCCGCUGCAGGUGUGCUGGGGGCCCAGUGUUGUCUUCCACAUGGCUUGUUGGCUUUUCUGCCCAGCCUUCUCUUGGCCUCGUCUUAGGUUAGUUCACGUGAGGCAGGCACUGUGCAGGGCUCCUGUGCGUGUGCAAAUGUUCUGCCUGCCCAAGGUUAUAACCCAAUAGGAAAUGAACACAGACACACACACACGGUGUGGAAGGUGACAAGUCUGAUGGCUGGUAGGACCAAAUUCAAUAGGACCCUGGAGGGCAGAGCUCCUGGGUGGGUCUAAGGGAAUCUGAAGGUUUUGCAAACCGGGGGGCAGUUGGCAUGGGGAGGGUGAGGACAAGCAGGCAAGGCAUGGACCGCCCAGGAGAGGGCGGGGCCUCCCUCGUGCGCAUGUGCCUGAACAGUGAUUGGCGUUAGGGAGGAUGCUGGAGGCGGAGCUGAGGCGGGUCCCUUCUCAUUCUCACCUCCUUCCAGCAUCGGCAGAUGCCCACAACAAUGACUCCCUUAGGCCCAGACACGUGGCUCCCUCCUGAGAGGUGGAAGAGCCAUUCUCGUUGAGAAAGCUCUGGAGGUGAAAUCUCAUACAAGUUUCUCCUUUGCUGUUUCACUUUGAAAUGUUGUAGACAGAAAAAUAGGCACACGGGGGAAACAUGUCGUGGCAUUGGGUGUUUGAGGUGACGAAUUCAUACACGUCUGGGAAAUAUUUAUCACAACCAAAGUUUCUAUCCAAUGACUCAAGCGACAGUUAAAGCAGAAAUCCACGGGCACAUCCAUUUUUGAACACUGAAUUAACUUUUUUGGUAACAACUAUGUGUUGGUUGCAAGUGGAAUGUUCUCUGUUCUUUUGACUUUUGAGUAUCACUUGUUCCAGAAUAAAUAUUGUAAAAUGAAGUACAUGAAUGUUUCUUUGUAUCCAGAAUUAAAUAAGAAUGAAAAUUUGAUGUUUAAAUUCAAGGAUUAGGAGAGAACUCCGUGUAAAUUUGAUGUGUAAUAAUGAGAUACAACUUUCUAAAAAGCAUUUGGAUGGCAAAUUAUACAUAUUGAUAAAUAUUUGAAAAAUUUUGUUCUGUUUUGUUUUCCACUAACUUUUGUGAAACAAAAAAGAAUGUAAAAGUCUCUGUCUGGGUUUAUUACCAAUUAACUACUUUCCAUGUUGAUGCAGGAACAGAACUGGCAUUUGGACUUUCUGGAGGAGUGGAAAUACAAAACCAAUGUCAAGUUUUCUAAUCUCUGUCACAGGAAAAAUAAUAAAACCUAAAUUGUGUGGCCAACAUUUGGGAGCGUUGCCAACACAAGGGGUAAAGAGAAUUGGCUUAAGUUCCCUCCUCGCCGUCGAUGAAUCCACUUCACUCUUCAGUAAAUGAUGUGGUUUCCAAUCGUGAGCCCUGGUGUCCCACCAGGCACAUCCCUGUGCUUCUAGGGCAGCCAGCUGGGGGCGCCACACAUUGGAUGGCGUCCUAUGCGCCAUCACAGUGGCCCAGGAGCAGGGUUGUCACGCUCACUUAGGCAAUGCUGCACUUCUCCUUAUCACUGGUUAUCGGAAAAUGUGCCUUCAUUUUCAGAAUAGUGGUGUGUGCAUUUCUGAGUAUGUAGCAAACCCUUUGAUAUUUGAAUUAGAUACUAAAAACAUUUGGGUGUUGAGGUUUUGCACUCGUAGAUACCAUUUAAAAGCAUGGACUUGGUAAUUUAAUUAGAAGUUUUCUAUACUGUACACCUUGUUACAUUUCUGUGAAAGGCUCCUUACCAGUGCAGAAUAACUGUGGGUCAAGGGGGAGAGAAACUGUUCUCUAAGUAGUCUGAUGUUACAUGACUGUCAAUGUGAGUCUGUGGGCAAUAAAGAAUAUUGUGAAAAGUC
Sus scrofa (pig) is the source of this 11056-nucleotide messenger RNA. NCBI's taxonomy places the organism in Eukaryota, Metazoa, Chordata, Mammalia, Artiodactyla, Suidae. The record is from RefSeq and is a predicted model, not a curated record.